AUUAACAAGGUUCCAUGAUUUUCGAAACAGUCAGCAGUUUCGCUCUCGUUUUGUCUUUAUAUUUAACGAGAGUGUGUUCGUCUGUCAGAGCGGGGAUGCAGAGAGACGCUGCUGGAGUCUGAUCGUCUCAUCCGUCAGCUGUGAUCAUGCUGUGUUUUUGGGGAGCGCAGGUCAGAGAGGGUUUCGGGCUGGUGCAGCCGGACAAAGUCAAACAUGGCAAUUCUGGAAUACGGUCCGUGUGUCCGAAAACAGCAGUUCGGGACAUGUCAGCUGGACGGAGUUUUGUUGGAUUCAUCCGGGAUGGGAAGGUCUGGGUCCUGAGAUUGCGCAGUGAAGACUGUGAUCAUGAUGGAAAACUAAAGCAACUACAGCUAAAGAAUGACAGAAUCAGACUGAUUGUCUGUGGAGGAGAUGGUGCGGUUCUUCUUGCUUAUGGAGGAAAAGUUCUCAUUAUGGAUAAACCCACUGUGUGCAGGCCUCUCGAAGGUCUGGAUAACAGGCAGGUGAUUCAAAUCGCAUGUGGAGACCAUCAUUCAAUGGCACUAACUAAGGAUGGUCAGGUGUUGGUAUGGGGUGAGAACUCUCAUGGUCAGCUGGGUUUGAGGAAAGAUCAUCCCGGCUCUCCGUCUGCUCAACAUGUUCAGAGUCUGAGUGGGAUCCCACUGGCUCAGAUCAGCGCUGGAGGAGACCACAGCUUUGGGUUGUCUCUCUCUGGAGUCGUGUUUGGAUGGGGAAAGAACUCUGCUGGACAGCUGGGCCUCGGAGACACUACAGACAGACACGUCCCAACGGUUGUAAAUAGUCUUCACCGGAAGAAAACUGUGUCCAUCUCAUGUGGAGGGGAACACACUGCCACUUUAUCAAAGGGCGGCACAGUAUUCACAUUUGGAUCAGGAGGUUCUGGUCAGCUUGGGCACAAAUCAUUUAAAGACGAACAUCGUCCGCGGGUGGUUGCUGAACUGUGGGGAUCUGAAGUGUCACAGGUCACAUGUGGGAGACAUCACACACUCGUAUCAGUCGCAUCGUCAAAGCUGAUCUACUCAUUUGGAUGUGGGAUGCAAGGGCAGCUGGGAAAUGGAAAAAUUAUCAAUAAGUCUGUGCCUUUCCCUGUGAAUCUGCCAACUGAAUGUAAUCAUGAUUAUACGAUUGAAAAACUCAUAGCUGGGGAGAAUCAUUCCUUUGCCUUGUUUUUCAAGGAACCUGGGAAUGAGUCUAAACCAAAUCCAAGCAGAGGGAUUUUGACAUUAGAUGACAGAAUGAUUGACCGAUGGCUGUCGGGAAGUGAUCCAUGGAAAGUGGUAAAAAAAGACAUAAACAAAGUGUUCUCCUCUGCUGCCUCUCUGAAUGGAAGUUUCCUCAAAACAAGUCGUGACGAACAUUAUCAGACGUCUGAGGAUCAUUGUGGUUUGGAUUUUGAUCUGGCUAAAACAUCCUUUGCAAAGUUAUCAAAGAAUGAAAGGUCAAUGUCAGAGGUAGUGAAGGUGGUUCAACAGAUGCUGCCGUCUCUGAAUCCAAAUCCAGCUGGUGUGGAAUCACUGAGAGUUUAUCUUCUCCUCCCUGAACUCAUCAGACGUCUCCAGAAACAACAACGAACUGAACUCACUGAAGCUCUGGCCUCCAAAAUUCUUCAGCUGAAUCCUGAUGCUCGCAAGGUUUUAGAGAUGAACUGGUCCAAACUCCCGGAUGAUUGCCUCAAAGGCCUGGUGAAGUUAUUUAAAAAAGCAUCUGCUAAUUUAAUUGGCAGGAUGGCUGCUGACACUAUGAACUGGGACAUAAUGACACGCUUGCCGAAAUUUGUGCAGAUCCUUCAGAUGGUGUAUCAGGUCUGCUGCAGAGCCAACAGAAACAUCACCAAGAGUGAUUUCAUCAUUAAUGAGAUCAAUGAUCUGCUAGAUGUGCUGGAAACCACCAAUGAAGAUGUGAGUAACAAUUUGGAGUGGUUUAACUUGACUGGACAAAUCCAUGCAUUGAUGGCCCAGCAAAACUACUAUAAUACAAUCUUAAAAAAUCUCAUAUCGCUUCCAUGCAUCUUUAACCUGGAGGCCAAAUGUAGCUAUAUGAAGAACAGAGUAUGGCAGGGUAGUUUUAAUCUGAUUCUGAGACGUACAGCUCUGCUGGAGGAUUGUUUCCAUCAGCUGAGAAGUGCCACUCAGCAACAUCUCAGAGAAUUUUGGCUGUCGGUGUUUUACAAGGAGGAUAUGAGAAAAACAGAUGUCAACAAGAGGGACUUUUUUCACAACGUGUUUAAAGAGCUUUGUGCACCAGAGUCUCAGCUGCUCAUGUACAAUGACAGCAACACUAUGGGCUGGUUCCCCACAAAGCUCAGCGUGGAGAAGGAGAAGUACUUCCUGUUUGGGAUUCUGUGUGGCUUGGCCUUCAACAACACAUCCGUAGUGCAUCUGCCUUUUCCUUUAGCCUUGUUCAAGAAACUUCUCGAUGUCAAACCGUCUCUAGAAGACUUGAUAGAGUUUAGUCCGGUUCUUGGCAAGAGUUUGCAGUACACCCUGGACUACAGCGAUGAUGUUAAGAAAAUGGAUACGUACUUCACGAUCGUAUGGGAUGGAACAGAAGUCGAACUGGAUCCAGCUGAGCCAGGAAAAUUGGUCACAAAUUAUAACAGAACAGACUUUGUGGACAAGUACGUGGAUUAUAUUCUGAAUAAAUCAGUGGAGGAAGCGUUUGAAGAAUUCAAGAGAGGCUUCUUCAAAGCGUGUGACAGAUGCAUGGUGGAGAUGUUUGAGCCGGAGGAGCUGAGAGGAGUGCUGGUGGGCAAUGAGGAAUAUGACUGGGACAUACUCAAACAGAACACCACAUAUGAAGGAUCGUUUUAUGCUGAGCAUCCAACCAUCAUCUCAUUCUGGGAGGUGUUUGAGGAACUGACAUCAAAUGAGAAGAAGGCCUUUCUAUUGUUCCUGACAGGGUUCGAGAAAGUGCCCAUUCUGGGUAUGAGUGCGGUGAAGAUGAGCGUGAGACCCCUGUUCAGCUUUACUCAGGACCAUCUACCACAGGCCCUCACCUGCCAUUCUCUGCUAGACCUUCCUGUUUAUCAGAACAAGGAAACACUCAAGGCUAAAGUAAUUGAAGCCAUCAACCACAAGAGGGGCUUCUGGGAAGAAUGAGGCAGAUGGAGUACACUGACUAAGAUCUAAAGUUUGAUCCUUGAUCUUCCUUGGCUGUAAAAGGGACUGUUUCUUAAUAUAUUAGGGAGAGUGGGGAUGGCUGAAUCACUGGGUUUGAUGUAGGACUCUACUUUAACAAUCAGUUUCUGCUUUAAUGUGUGAAAAAGAAAUUUGGUAAAAUACAAAGUUUACAUUUAUAUCCACUACCAGAGAAAUAUUUCUCUUCAGAGGAAGAUAAGAGAGGUUUAUU
Sinocyclocheilus rhinocerous is the source of this 3369-nucleotide messenger RNA. Its product is annotated as probable E3 ubiquitin-protein ligase HERC4. Gene Ontology annotation, biological process: protein ubiquitination; ubiquitin-dependent protein catabolic process. The coding region runs from base 147 to 3119 and encodes 990 amino acids. The record is from RefSeq and is a predicted model, not a curated record. Gene Ontology annotation, molecular function: ubiquitin protein ligase activity. Gene Ontology annotation, cellular component: cytoplasm. Lineage: Eukaryota; Metazoa; Chordata; Actinopteri; Cypriniformes; Cyprinidae. The transcript is spliced from 24 exons.